AUGCCUGAUCCAGCGAAGUCUGCUCCGGCGCCCAAGAAAGGCUCUAAGAAAGCAGUGACCAAGACCCAGAAGAAGGAUGGGAAGAAGCGUAGAAAGAGCAGGAAGGAGAGUUACGCCAUUUAUGUCUACAAGGUGCUGAAGCAGAUCCAGACCGCCGUACGCCUGCUGCUGCCGGGAGAGCUGGCCAAGCACGCCGUGUCCGAGGGCACCAAGGCCGUCACCAAGUACACCAGCGCCAAGUAA
Messenger RNA from Pseudophryne corroboree (corroboree frog), 243 nucleotides. RefSeq names its product histone H2B 1.1-like. Bases 1 to 243 code for a protein of 80 amino acids. NCBI's taxonomy places the organism in Eukaryota, Metazoa, Chordata, Amphibia, Anura, Myobatrachidae. The record is from RefSeq and is a predicted model, not a curated record. Gene Ontology annotation, molecular function: protein heterodimerization activity; DNA binding; structural constituent of chromatin. Gene Ontology annotation, cellular component: nucleosome. The transcript has 2 exons.